Molecule: messenger RNA, 6793 nt
Organism: Manis pentadactyla (Chinese pangolin)
Lineage: Eukaryota; Metazoa; Chordata; Mammalia; Pholidota; Manidae
Gene: ZNF18
Product: zinc finger protein 18
Exons: 6
Coding region: 4642-6294 (550 amino acids)
Biological process (GO): regulation of transcription by RNA polymerase II
Molecular function (GO): DNA-binding transcription factor activity, RNA polymerase II-specific; RNA polymerase II cis-regulatory region sequence-specific DNA binding
Source: RefSeq, a predicted model, not a curated record
GGUCACAUUCAGGGUGAAGACUACAGUGGGGUUUGGCAGUAGCAGGGAGAAAUUGGCUGUACUCUGCGUACAAGAUCAAAUGGAGAAUUACAGCCAAGGAACAGGGUGUGGGGGUCAAGGGGAUGGAAACUUACUAGGAAGAAAUAUCUGGUGGAAGGGGGGAUUCUGGCUAAACCCACUUGACAAGAUUUUUAUUGAAGGUAGGCCAGGGUGAUAAGGACUUUAGAUACCAAGGGUGGUCAGAUUCCAAGGUUGGGAGAUGCAGAAUUUGACCAGGUAUCAAGUUGGGGGAUUUUCCCUAAACUGGAUCCCCCAAGAUUCUUGUUAAAACUGUACAAAAAGGGCCCAGAACAGAGCCCAAGGGCCAGGCCUGGUCAAGAAGAGGACUCAGGUGCUUGACAAAAGUUUCGUGAAGGAGAGAGAGUUCGACCAUAGUAGGUGUGCAACAAAUGGUCACUUACAUAGGUAUAGUAAGAAUACUUAGCUAGAUAUACAUUUUUAAUUUAUUCUAAUUUGUUAUUAACUUUAGUAAGCAUAACAAAUGUUCAGGAUUACUUGAACAUUGGAAUAUAAACCUAUAAACCUUUCAGAAAGUCAUUUAAGUUUGAAUAAUUGGGGCAUUUUUCUUAUUUUGUGAGAGUAUCAUUACUAAAAUCAGAUUUAAGUCUUUUGUAAGAUUCAUAGUUUUCCCUAAAUGUUAACUAAACUGUUGUAAUUCAGGAACGAAAUAGAUCUGAAUAAGUCUACCCAUCAGUGUCUUGCUAUCUGAAAUCGUUCUGCUUGUUAUUUGUAACUCAGAUGCCAAAUAGAUUGAGACAGUGAAGGAUAUGUGUAUAUUUAUACAAUUUUUAAACAUUUUUUAUUUAAAACUGUACAUUUCUAAGUAGUGCUUUAGUAGUUUCCUACAAAUUUAGAUACAUUGUUUUUAUUGUCAUUCAACAUGAAAAUGUAUUUUACUUUCCUUUUUCUUUGACCAGAGGUUACUUAACAGUGUUACUUAAUAAUUUCCAUAUGUUGGCAUUUUCUCAAUCUUACUGUUACUGAUUUCUAAUUUAAUUGCACUGUGGUCAGAGAAUAUAUACUUUUAAGAUUCCAGUCUUCUGAAACUUAAUUAUGCAUAUGGGCUAUUUUCGUGAGUGUUUCAUAGGCAUUUGAAAUGAGUGUGUUUUCUGCAAUUGUUAGGUCUAAAUGUCAAUUAUAUGAAGUUGGUUAGUGUAGUUCAGAUUUUCUGUAUCUUGAUUUUUUUUUUUUUUGUCUACUUGUUCUAAUUACUGAGAGAAAGGUGUCAGUUUGAGAUUUUGAGUGGGAGAGGUGAACCCCUUACCUAACUUUGUGGAAGUAUAAUGGACAAACAAUAAACUGCACAUAUUUAAAGUGUAUAGUUUGGAAAGGUUUUCACACACAUGCACAUGUGUGAAGCCACAGUCAUAUCUGUCCUUCCAAAGGUUUCCUUUUGCCCUUUUGUAAUGUCCCCUACCUUUCUCCACUCCUCCAAUCCUGAGGCAACUACUGAGCUGCUUUCUGUUACCUUACAUUAGUCUGCAUUUUCUAGAAUUUUAUAUAAAAUAGCAUCAUGCCACAUGUACUCUUACCCUUUUAUGAUUGAAAAUUUGUCCCUGUAGAUCUGGUACUAGGUGUGUACCAUUUAGGGUUGCUUUGUGUUCUAGAUGACUUGACCCUAUUAUCAUAAUGAAAUGUCCUUUUUCUCUUUGUCAGCAAAGUCUUUUGUUCAGAGGCUAAUAUAGCCAUGCCAACUUUCAUGUGCUGGCUGUUUACAGAGUUUUUCUACCAUCACGUUGUUUCUAAUCUGUGUAUUUAUGUAUAAAAUGUCUCUUGUAGAUGGCAUACAGUUGACCUUGCUUUUUAAAAAAUCUGACAAUCUCUAUAAUUCAAGUGUUUAGUCUGUUUACAUUUAAUGCAAUUAUUGAUAUGAUUGAUUGUUAGUCUAUCAUAUUGUCUUUUUUUCCAUUUGAUCUUUCUGGUUUUCUUGAUCCUUUCUUAUCACAUUUUAGGUAUUGAGUGUUUUUUAGUAUUCUUUUAUGACUUUUUAACUAUCUCUUUGUAUAAUAUUUUUACAGCUAGCAGUAUGUAUCCUUAAAUUAUAAAAUUUUCUUUAAUCAGAGGCUACUUUAAUAUUGCAGCACUUUAUAUCUCACAGUUCACAUUUCUUAUUUCCUGACUCAAUACCUUUACAUUUCCCAUUUGUUGCUUGACACUUAGCACUACCCCUUCUUACUUCCUGAUUUUCAGUUAGCAGUUCCUAAAUGUAUCAACCUAACAACAGAUUAAUUCUAUUACCCUCUCCUUGCACUAUUUUUAUAUUUUCUACUUACACUAUUAUAUUUGCUUUUAACAGUCAGUUGCCUUUUAAGGAAAUUGGAAGAAAUAAAAGCAUAGUAUUUUUACAUUUGUUCACUAUGUAUUUACCAUGUUUGGAGAUCUUCAUUCAUUUCUAUAGAUACGAGUUUCCCUUCUUAGAAGAAUGCCCUUUAUCAUUUCUUACAGUACAAGUCAGUAGUAAAAAUUCUCCUAGCUUAUUUUUAUCUGAAAAAUGUUUUUAUUUUAAUUCUUGGUUUUGAAAGAGGUUUUUGCUGGAUGUGGAAUUCUGGUGGAUUUUUUUUUUUCUAGAAUUUGCAUUUCAUUCUUUUAUAAUUUCUGUUUCUCUGUGGAAAGUCCCUAUCUCUUCUCUCAUUGACUAUAUUUUUCUUUUAGUCCUCAGGGCAGCUUGGGGUUGGUUUCUCUUGACUACAUUUUUCCUUGACUUUGAGUCAGAUUUUCCUAUUUUUUUAUGUCUAGUAAUUUUGGAUUUCCUGGAUAUUGUGGAUGGCACAUUGUAAACAGUAAGGAUUCUGUUAUAGUCCUCUGAAGAGUGUUAAUUUUUGUUCUAAUAGGCAGUUGAGUUACUGACUGAUCACCUUUAAUUUACACUGGCUUGAUUUUAUUCCUUGUUAGGGCAGAUUUUGCUCAUGUGGAGGCCAACCCUUUGCCACGGGCUCAUAAGGAAACGCACAUGGAUGUCUGUGCUGCACCCCCACAACUCUCUCUUCUUCAUUGGCCUGUUCUUCAGAUUCCAGCCACUUGAGCAGCUCCAAAUUCUGAUCUCCAUCUCCUUAUUUUAGUGAGUCACUGAACUCUGAGCACCAUAGCUGGGAAUUGUCCCCAUGCAGACAUCCAUCGUGAUCAUGGGGCUUACCUUGAGUUUUUCUUCUUGCAGGGAUUCCAUUCUUGUCUGCUUAUUGUCCAGUGCUUGAAAAUAGGUGCCUGAUAAGUUUUCUCCAUUUUUAUAGUUUUUUACAGAGGGUGGGCUAGUUUAUAGUAUCAGCUCUGCCAUGGCCAGAAACAGAAUUCCCCAAAUAUAUACUUAUUGAGCACAUAAUAUGUGACACUGUAGCACACUGGAUUCUGUAUGAAUAUAUAAAUGAAAUAUGUGGGUUUCUUUUUCAACAAAAAAUUAGUGAAGUCUACAGGAGAAACAUAAUAUUGGAUUAACUCCUUUUACCUCACUCUUUCCUUUUUUGCACUCUUGAAAAUUGUUUUCUUAUCUUUUUGGCUUCUAAAUGAUUUCUGAUAUAGAAAUUGUUUGAGGGAAGUGGUCAGUGCUAAUACUGAAGGAAAAAGCAGCUAUUAAAAGCUGGAGAAUUAUACUGAUCUCUGAUUGAGCCUGACAGAUUAAGUGAUUGGGUGUUUUUUUAUUGUAACAAUUAGUGUCAUGGAGAAAUGAUACCCUCUAGCUUCUUAAUAACAUUUAAGGAUUGACCCAAUAAUUCAAUAUUAGGAUCAUAUACAAAAAGUUAACUAAAAAUAGUGCAUGAACCUUUAAAAAUACCCAAAUAUUAAUUUUGCCAUUUAAUAUUUCUCUUUUCACUAACUUGGUUGCUGUCUUCUCAAUUUUGAUACCAUUCACCGUAAAAUACUUACUUACUUCAAGGUAGUUUUUAAGGUGGUCAGUUUUUUUUCUAAUCCUUCUCUAAACCCAAGGUAGAAAAUUUCAUGUGUAACAGGAUUUUCAUUAAAUUCCUAAAAAGACCAGUUUUUACCAUGGCACUCAAAAGAAGUCACUUAGAAAUUUCACUGUACCUUUUGGGGUAGAGUUAAUUUGUUCUCUUAGGCCUCAUUUUAUUGUGGAAGCAUCUAAUCAUUUCAACAUUAGCCUUUACUUCCAGGGCAUUGAUAUCUUUGUUCGGCUUUAUUUUUUAGUCUGCCAACUUGUGGGUGCAGAUAUAGAAGUGCUGUGUGGAAGAGCAGUUCACCUGGAAACCAAUAGUGAGAAUGGUCUGCAUGGUGCAUUUGCUUCUUGUACUUGAUCUGGACGUUUGCAGAGCAAGAGAGAAUGUUAUAAAAUGGUCAGGGUGGUGGUGACAGUUUAGAUACAGUAUUAAUACUUUGCUUUGUCCCAUCAAGUUUACAAUCUUUCGAAAUAGAAUAGUAUGUCCAUUGAUUUCAGAAGAUCCAAGGUUCCCUCUGAGGCCUCUCAGGUCAGGGACAUGAAUUUGUUCUUUCUGAAAAUGUGCCCUUCUCCUCUGUGUAGCAUUUGCUCUCACUCCCUCUUUAGUAUCCCUCUGAGAGGCUCUGUGAAGACCUGGUUCUCCCCAGAGACAGCUCCAUCAGAAGCCCUCCUCCUGAAAGGACUUGCCAAGCCACAUGAUGCCUGUUGAGCUGGGGCAGGCCCCUGUCCUGCUGCUGCCCCUGGCGAAGGCUGAGGACCCCCCAUGUUCUGGACCAGAUGCCACCCCUCGAGAGGAGUUCUCGGGCCCUGAGGCUGCACGCCAGCUUUUCAGGCAGUUUCGUUACCAGGCGACGUCUGGGCCCCAUGAGACCCUGAGACAGCUGCGGAAGCUCUGUUUCCAGUGGCUGCAGCCAGAGGUGCACACCAAGGAGCAGAUCCUGGAGAUCCUCACGUUGGAGCAGUUCCUGACUAUCCUGCCUGGGGAGAUCCAGAUGUGGGUGCGGAAACAGCGUCCAGGCAGUGGAGAGGAGGCCGUGACCCUUGUGGAGAGCUUGAAGGGAGACCCCCAGAGACUGUGGCAGUGGAUAAGCAGCCAAGUUCUAGGACAGGAAAUUUUAUCAGAGAAGUUGGGACGUGCAAGCUGUGCAGCGGGGGACAUGGGGCCCCCUCUCGAAGUGGUGCCUCAGGAGCUGGGACUUGAGAAUUCGCCCUCUGGGCCUGGGGAGCCACUGCACUGCGCUGUGAAGGAGGAGUCUGACACGGAACAAGAGUCGGUGGUGGCUGCUUCCCAGCUUCCUGCCCAGCCUGAAGGGAGGCUCAGCGGAGACCAGGCCUUUGGAGCCUCUCUUCUCCAAACAGCACCUCAGGUGCAGUGGAGGCACCUGGAUUCCACUCAGAAGGAGCAAUACUGGGAUCUCAUGCUGGAGACCUAUGGGAAAAUGGUCUCAGGAGGCAUUUCCAGUUCUAAGCCUGAUCUGACUAAUUUAACAGAGUAUGGGGAUGAGCUGGCAGGACGGCACUUUCAUGUCAGUGAGAAGAUCCCGAGGCCCACCUGCAUUGGAGAAAGACAGGAAAAUGACAAAGAGAACCUAAACUUGGAAAAUUACAGGGACCAGGAACCUCCAGAUGCCUCCUGCCAGGCCUCAGGAGGGACACCUUCUCAGGUCUCUUUGAGUGGCUGCUUCAGUGAGGACGAGCUGAGAUGCUUUGGAGAAGGAGAGAAGCUCCUCGAGGUUCAGGAAAACCUUCAGGGUGAGGGGACAGGGGGACAGCUGUCUCCUCAGGAAAGGACUUCUGGGAAACAGCUGAGUCAGCAUUUGCCUCAUCCUCAUCUGGGAGAACUGUCUGUGCUGUGGCUUGAGGAGAAGAGAGAGACCUCCCCUAGAGGGCAGCUGAGAGCCCCCAUGGCCCAGAAACUCCCCACCUGCAGGGAGUGCGGGAAAACCUUUUACAGGAAUUCUCAGCUUGUUUUUCACCAAAGAAGUCACACCGGAGAGACGUACUUUCAGUGCCCCACCUGCAAAAAAGCCUUCCUUCGGAGUUCAGACUUUGUGAAGCAUCAAAGGAUUCACACGGGGGAGAAACCUUGUAAGUGUGAUUACUGCGGGAAAGGCUUCAGUGACUUCUCAGGAUUGCGCCACCAUGAGAAAAUCCACACAGGAGAGAAGCCCUAUAAAUGUCCCAUCUGUGAGAAAAGUUUUAUUCAACGGUCCAACUUUAAUAGACAUCAGAGGGUUCACACUGGAGAGAAGCCUUAUAAGUGCACCCGCUGUGGGAAAAGCUUCAGCUGGAGCUCGAGCCUUGAUAAGCAUCAAAGAUCGCACUUAGGAAAGAAGUCCUUUCAAUAGCCAAGCUCUGACAGCCCUUUUCCAUCUUCUGGCCCAUUUAAAACCCUUAGCAUCCUCCAGGGAGGCUGCAUUUGUUAACGUCUAUCCCUGUUCUCUUUCUGGUGGAUUGGAGAGGGGAGUACCUAUGCUGGUGUGGUUUUGGACUUGGAGGACAUUCUAAGCCUCUGGAUUGGAUUUCAUACUGGUUUAAUUUCUUGCUUCUGUAUCAGGAGAAAGAUACUCAUCAUCUUUCUGAAAGUUCCUUCUUUUGCACCUCUUGGAGAAAAAUGUGUCACUUGGAGACCUCAUUGUAGAGGUGCCAUCUGGGAAGCUUUAAGCGGGAAGAAUUAGCCCCAGUUGCUACUCAUGGGAAGAACUUCGGAUAGGCCUCUGGAGAAGGACUUCUGUUGUGGGAAGCGGGGCAGAGAGUACCAGUGAGCUCAUGUGUUCUUUUUGUCAUACAGGUGCCAAACUAACUUCAGGUGUCCCUUGUUUUAAAUAAACUUAGCAUUACUCCCUA